GCUAGAAGACGAAGAAGCCGAGCAGCCGGGCUCGGUCCCGCGGGCUCACGCGUAGCUCGCGCAUUCCAUUGGCACCAGGCAUCGGCUCAUAAGGCGGGUCGGAGGUUUGACGUCGCUGGUCGGCGCCAGUCCACACCGCGGCCAAGCACCAUCGGCCAGCCGGCGCUGCCCCGCCGCUGCCCCGCCACCGCCGACGUAGCCAGAGGGCAUUCACGGUGCGCCUCUCGUGGCCACUGUCGAGGCGCGUGGGCAGGAUGUCUCGCUGCAGCUCGUCGUCCACCACGGUGGAGAUAGUGGAGGGCGGGUCGUGCCCGGCGCGCUCCCCGUCGCCGAGCGUGUGCAUCGUGAGCGGUGCCGAGCCGCGCCCUCCGUCGCCGACCGUGUGUAUCGUGAGCGAGACGCGGAGGCCGCCCUCGCCCAGCGUGUGCAUCGUGCGAGACGAGCCCCGGUCGGACAGCUUCUGCGUCGUGAGCAGCAAGCGCUCCGCGUCUCCCACCACCGUCUACGUGGUGAGCGAGGGCGAGCAGCAGCAGCCGCGGAGGCCCGCCCGGUCGCCGAACGUGUGCAUCGUCACGACGUGCCCGCCGCCGCCGCCUCGGACGUCCGACGUGUGCAUCGUGACGGAGGGGAGGCCGCCCUCGCCCAGCGUGUGCAUCGUCACGGAGACGUGUAGGCCACCGUCCCCCGCACGGGUGGAGGUCAUCGAGACACCCAAGCGGUCGUCGUCGACCAUCAUCAUCCAGGAGUAGGCGCCGCGGCCUGCAUCCCCGCCGGUCUCGCCAUCGCCGGUGGGUCGUCUCCGGAUCGCGACUCGCCGCGGGGCGCACUGGCCGGCGAGUGAAACCUACGGGUGGUCGCGCAGUUCCAGACAUCAUGCCACCGCAUCCUGUCCAGAUAUGGAAAGUGGGCGCCUACCUCGUUGGCACAGGGCGCCCAUGGCGCGCGCAUCUGGACGGGGCACACGCAUCUGGGCGGGGCACGACGAAGGAACCGAGGCGGCGGCUCACAAAAUUUUCGUAGCCACCGCGAAAUAAAGGUGUGGCGUAAUGAGU
Molecule: messenger RNA, 1052 nt
Organism: Dermacentor silvarum
Lineage: Eukaryota; Metazoa; Arthropoda; Arachnida; Ixodida; Ixodidae
Exons: 2
Coding region: 255-749 (164 amino acids)
Source: RefSeq, a predicted model, not a curated record